Entamoeba invadens IP1 is the source of this 933-nucleotide messenger RNA. RefSeq lists its product as hypothetical. Lineage: Eukaryota; Evosea; Mastigamoebida; Endamoebidae. Bases 1 to 933 code for a protein of 310 amino acids. The transcript has a single exon. The record is from RefSeq and is a predicted model, not a curated record.
AUGUUACAAGAAACAGACGAUUUGAUGAGACAACUGGACACAGUAACAAAAACUGUUAAAAAACUGCAAAAAGACCGCGACGCAGAUAGAAAGAACAAACCAAAGAUGGUGAUGAUCACUUAUAAAAACAAUGGACCGCAUGCUGGACAAAGUAUUGAACCAUCGGAGUACAUCCCAUAUAACUCAAAUGUCAACGCUUACAACAAUGUUCACAAACACAGAAGAGUUGCACACACAAAGCAAUACCUCAAUAAUUACAAACGUGUCGACAAUUCGAAACUCACGCCGUACGAAAAAAUGCAGAGAAGGUACUUUCCAUAUAAAUACAGGAAGGUGUAUACACACAGAGUGAUACCAAAGUACUUAAACAAAUACACCAACAAAAAAUUAGCGAAACGAAUGGUGAAGACUGCGCUGAGGAAUAAAAAGGUCGAGUACCAAAAUUCGCAAGACAAAAAAUUGAAUGCAUUUAUACACACAGAUGACUGGAAGAAAAACAUACAAGAAAACUUCCGACAGUUCCAAGACAAGAAAAUAAGUAAAUUGGAACAUCUGAAGAUGAAAGACGAUCUGAGAAAAUUGGAGGAGGAAGAGAAGGAAGCAAUCGAAGAAAUUAAGAUGCGAAUGAAGUCGUCGGAAUUGGAGUUAAAAACGCGAGCAGAUAAGUUGCGUGCGGUUCUCAAAAAAGAGCGUGAGAACAGCGAGCGAGUCAUACACAACGAAAUUAUUAAAAAGGAAACAGAAUUUAAACUCGAGCGCAAUCGGCUGAGACGAGAGUUUAAGAAGACGAUGGCACUUCAACUUGAGAAGCUUAAAACACAUUUUGUAAAAACGGGAGACGGCGCCGUGGACAAUACAAAAGAGGUGAAUCAAUUGAAGGCACUCACACAAAAGGUGCUUGUUAAUUUGGGAGAAGACCCAGUCACAGUCUAA